AUUAAAUUCCCAAACCCUUCGUCAACAAUUCCUAUCCCUAAAUAUUUAAUUCUGACUUUGAAAUAUUUACAACUCAACAAAAAAACAUGGAUGUCGAGAAAAAAGAUGAACAGCCACUCACAACCAUCGUCGCCGACGACAAACACCGCCGGAAACGCAAACGCCGGAGAUGCAUCUGUCUAUCGGUAAUCGCCGUUAUUGUUCUCCUUGCUUUAAUCAUUCUGAUCCUGGCUCUCACCGUCUUCAAAGCCAAGAAGCCCGUCACCUCCGUCAACUCCAUCGCCAUCAGCGAUUUCGAUGUCUCAGUUAACCUCCUUCCGCCUAGGGUUUCGUUAAACAUCUCCCUCGACCUUGAUAUCUCGAUUAAAAACCCUAACAAAGUCGGUGUUAAGUACCGAAACAGCUCAGCGAUUCUCCUGUACAAAGACAAAGACAUCGGUGAGGUUCCGAUUCCCGCCGGCGAGAUUGGUUCCGAUGAUACGAAGCGAUUGAAUCUCACGCUCACUGUUUUUGCCGAUCGGUUGCUGACGAAUUUUGAUGUUUAUAGUGAUGUCAUCAGUGGAAGCUUGCCGGUGUCUACCUACACUAAGAUCUCCGGUAAAGCUCGUAUACUUAAUAUGUUCAACAUUCACAUCUCUUCUGUGUCAUCGUGUGAUUUGAACAUCGAUAUUUCAAAUCGAAGAAUUUCAAAUCAAACGUGUCAUUACAAGAACAGAUUAUAGGGUGUUAACAACUUAUUAUGAUUUCUAGUUUUGUUUUGAUUUUGUGUUUAUAGAAAUUUUGAUGUUCUUCCACUUGUUCUUCUUUAGUGAAGAUGUACUUUUGUUAUUCUUAUCUUCUUUCUAGUUUUCACACUGAAUAAAGGUAUUGCUUUUGCUC
Molecule: messenger RNA, 879 nt
Organism: Lactuca sativa (garden lettuce)
Lineage: Eukaryota; Viridiplantae; Streptophyta; Magnoliopsida; Asterales; Asteraceae
Source: RefSeq, a predicted model, not a curated record